This is a messenger RNA of Ilyonectria robusta, 686 nucleotides long. RefSeq lists its product as uncharacterized. The transcript is spliced from 2 exons. Lineage: Eukaryota; Fungi; Ascomycota; Sordariomycetes; Hypocreales; Nectriaceae. The annotation marks the transcript as partial. The record is from RefSeq and is a predicted model, not a curated record.
CUUCCUGUUUCGCCUACCACUCUUCAUCAUUGCCUUCUCCGCCUACUUCCUGGUCCUGCAAUGGGUUCACCCCGGCCCUGUCGGCAAUAAACUGUGCCUAUGGACGCUUAUGGCCAUUCUAGGUGUCUGGUGGACCGACCUGCAGAUCGACAGGGUAAUGCCCGGGUCGCUGGUGCAACAGCCGCUCUGGCGCCUGCCGCGCCCCGGCUCCAUCAUAGUCGUGUCUACCGCUUAUCCUAUCGAUGCUAUCUUUCUUGCCGCAGUCUUUGACCCAAUCUUCACGAUCCUACACCCGAGGUCGCGGCUUGUGCGGGAGCUGUCCCUACUUCAGGCGAUCUUCCGCGUAAGAACGAACGAGACCUUACCGUCAAACCACGCCAAUCUCACCGACCUGAAAACCUACAGCGCGACGAAUGGUAGCGGUACAGUACCUAGCACGCUAAAUCUCAGCGAUACGGUCAGAAUUUUCCGCAUUAACAUACAAUACUUGCCAGCGGAUGUAUCGACGCCAGUGUCUAGCACGUAUCUUGCGUUGCUGUGGACUCUGCUCUCUAGGCCUAUGCACCGCAUUCGCCUGCGCAUUGCGGAUGGUGUGACUAAUGAUGGUACUUCAGGGGUGUCUGACAAACCGAAGCGUCCCAGGAAUAUCCCGCAGGGCCUCACACAUAUUCCCCACAGUCUUCAUG